Messenger RNA from Cyclopterus lumpus (lumpfish), 6940 nucleotides. RefSeq names its product CD2-associated protein (gene cd2ap). Gene Ontology annotation, molecular function: protein binding. The transcript has 18 exons. NCBI's taxonomy places the organism in Eukaryota, Metazoa, Chordata, Actinopteri, Perciformes, Cyclopteridae. The record is from RefSeq and is a predicted model, not a curated record. Bases 3199 to 5040 code for a protein of 613 amino acids.
UAGGGGGGCCGGGCUCAGUCUAGAGAUAGGGUAAGGAGAUGAGUGUCCUCUGUAGGGGGGGCUGGCUCAGCCUUAGAGAGGGUAAGGAGAUGAGUGUCCUCUAUAGGGGGGCUGGGCUCAGUCUAGAGAUAGGGUAAGGAGAUGAGUUUCCUCCUGUAGGGGGGGCUGGCUCAGCCUUAGAGAGGGUAAGGAGAUGAGUGUCCUCUGUAGGGGGGGCUGGCUCAGCCUUAGAGAGGGUAAGGAGAUCAGUGUCCUCUAUAGGGGGGCUGGGCUCAGUCUAGAGAUAGGGUAAGGAGAUGAGUUUCCUCCUGUAGGGGGGGCUGGCUCAGCCUUAGAGAGGGUAAGGAGAUGAGUGUCCUCUGUAGGGGGGGCUGGCUCAGUCUAGAGAUAGGGUAAGGAGCUCGGACAUCAGGAUGGAAGUUGGAGUUGAGGCGCUACUCCUUCGUGUCGAAAGGAGUCGGCUGAGGCCCCGGGGAAGACCCAGAACCUGCUGGAGGGAUUCUAUCUGUAUCGACAUCUUCGCUAAGGCAGACGAGCCUCAUCUGGUUCCAUUCUUUUUUUUCUGAACAUGUUGCUUAUGUUGUCAGCAGGUGCCUCCCUCUUGGCAUGCGCGCAACCAUGCUGAAGAGAUCGCAGUAAAAUAAAAACGCUAAAUGGCAACAAAUUGAAGCAGAAUAUUUAUUUGGUAAUGAUUACUUCUACCCUUCACUGCGUUUGUUUGCCAGUUAUUAAUGCAAAUUAUUUCAGCGUCAUGAACAAAUCUUCAAACUAUUCAGUGCAGCUCUAGUAACUGCCCAUGAAGUACACACACACAAACACAAACCACCUGUUUGCUGGCUGCGUUUAAUGUAUUCCGAAAGGCAUUUCCUCCAGGGUAACAAACCAAGAAGACUUUGUCCACUGCUGGUGUUUCCCAGGCCAACACCCUUCACUCAGUGCUCUCUCAGCAGCAGCAGCCAGGAGGCUGUGAGAGAAGUGCCUGACCACUAGACCGUCAGACUGCAUCUAUGUCUGUUGCUUGUCCUCACGCAAAUAAAAAGGGAGACAUUAAGCUGCUGGCCUGCUGCUUAGCACCACAAGCAAAAUAACUGUAAUGUAUGUUGAGGAUUUCACCUAUGAAGUGCUUCUGUCAAGAAAUCUGUUCAUGAGAUCCUGCAGAACCUGUUGAAUAUUGAAAAUAUAGGCACACUCAAUCCAAUGCCAUUAAAAAGAUAUAUAAAAACAACACUGAUUUAGGUUAUAAUGUACAAAUGGUUAUUAUACAAUGUACAAAUCUCUGUUGUGUCCACUGGCUAGCUAGUUGCCGGCGCUCUGCACUGCGCUCGUGGCGGUUACCACCGCUGAAUUUUGCCCCUUUUUUUGUGAAUUUUUAAUCCAGUUCUGGACAAAAGCGUCAUGUCAAUGUUGUUAUUUUAAAGAUUGUGUCAUAACCAAUGUUGCACUAGUGUUUUGAGGCUGUAUAAUUUGUACAUUCACAGACUAGCUUCAUAUGAUGUAAAUGGAUGUGCUCAUACACCUGAUUGGAAAGCUGAUUGUGCAGUUUUUGAUCCGUGUUCCAAAUGUUUCUUUUCUCCAUACAAUGUAAAAACUGUGAUAACUAGUCUUACAUGAUUUUUGACUUUCAAAAUAGUUUUAAAAUGUAUAGGAAAGGGUAAGAAAAGGAAAGAAACUGUUUUAUGAUUCUUUGCUGCUUUUAUUUGGGGUUAUAUCCCAAACACAAUGUGUGAGUAAGUGUCCAGCAGUGUGUUUGGAGGUGAUUUUAAGUGGUACUGAGUUGACUGACUGGUUCCUCGGGCGGGGUGUGUUUGUGCGGUUGCCGUGGCGCCGUAAUCUGCGUGGUUGCAGAAGGUCCCUCUGCUCUACGUCCAGUCGUCUGGAAGAUGCCCCGUCAGCUCAGCGGAGCGUGGAUCUUGUUUUGUUUACUGCGGCAGACCAUAUCUCUUCCUGUGGCUCCACGGACGGAUAGGCCCAAAUAACGUCGGGGGCCUCGGUCCAGCCGUUUAUUUGCGUAGUGCUCAACUUGUGUUAUGUGAUGUACGUGUCUAAACAAGGUGGGCUGCUUAGGGCCGACUACGUUAUAAACUGGGUUGAUCUACAGUGCUGGUGUGGUUUUAUGACCGCCGCACUAUGCUACUUCAAUAGUCACCAGGAUUUAAGGAUCUUUUAUUGUCAUUACGCAACACAAUUCAGUUGUAGCCCGUUUGUGACAGAUGUAAACACAGUCUACCUCCUCUCGUCCCACCGUUGUCCCGCUGUCUGUCCCGAUGUCUGAACCAUGGAGCCAGAUAUCUCUGAAGGUGUGGGCUCAACAGUCACCGACCUCCCACAGCUUUCACCCAUCUUAUCUUUCUGCUACCAGCCAGCAGCAUAUGCCAUUAGUGAUAAACAAGAAAAUAACAAAUCAAGACAAUGUAGCAAAAUUCAUGGGAGCUACCGAUCGCAGCAUACAUGCGCCCCGGUUACCACUGACAUUCAGUAAUUUAAUGUACAGCAACAGCCAGCGCUACAGAGCUAACAGGAUCAUUUCAUUGGUCAACACGACACCUGUCAUUAUAUUGGCUGGUUGUUGGAGGUUGGCCCAGGCUGCUGUAGCGUUGAGGCUAAGGUCAGUGAUGUCAGAUGGGGAGAGCAGAGUCAUUCGCAAACGGCGACGGCGAAAAAGGCCAAGUUCAACAGCAGUUAAUCGUGUGUGUGUGUGUGUGUGUGUGUAUACCCACUCUUCGUGUGUUUGUUUUGGCUGUCCUCGGUGUGAAGUCAGCCAUGCCAGUUGAGCGUCUCUGCCAUGAGUCAUGUGUUUUUAAAGGGUGAAAAAAAUAAAACUCACUACCAGUUAGUCCUCUGCAGCCCGCGUUUUAUUUUUAGAGGCUGCUCAACCUGCUGCACUGGAAGUAGUCAUGUGACCUGCCAAAAGUCUUUCUUUCUCCAAUCGCUCCCCGUUUUGUCGUUCUUGUGAUCGCAGAUGUGUUCAAGCCCUUCCAAAUAUUACACGUGUUGUAUCCACGGAACACGUAAAUAACCUGUUUGCAUGUGGACACUAUGCUUGUUUCUAAGUAGAAGUAUCAUUUUGGAUGUCUCUUCAAAUCCUCCCAACAAGAGGUCGUGGUGGAGUACGAGUACGACGCGCUCCACGAGGACGAGCUGACCCUGCGGCCGGGCAACGUCAUCAAGAACGUGCGAUACAUCGAGGAGGACGGCUGGAUGGAGGGAGACCUGAACGGGAAAAGGGGCCUCUUCCCCGACAACUUUGUAAAGGAAGUGAAGAAGGAAUCCAAAGAGGUCAAGGAAACCAAGAGUGAGCCAAAAGAAGAGGCCUCCCAGCCUCUGAGGAGGGAGAAGAGUGCAGGGAACGUGGCCAACCUGGUCCAGAGGAUGAGCACCAUCGGCAUCCCGACCGGCGGCUUCCUGCCUCAACCACCAGCCGCUUCCAAGAAGCCCAAGAGGAGACAGUGCAAGGUCCUGUUUGACUAUCAGCCGCAGAACGAGGACGAGCUGGAGCUGAAGAUCGGAGACAUCGUAGACGUCAUCGAAGAGGUUGAGGAGGGCUGGUGGAACGGCAACUUCAACGGCAAGUCGGGACUGUUUCCCUCCAACUUUGUCAAAGAGCUGGACGCCACGGGAGAGGACGGAGACGCCAACGACGCGGCUGCAGACGAGACCGAUGGAAGUGGAAUGGAAGGCGCCGGCGCCCCCCCCGCGUCCCCGCAGCCCGCCUCAGGGAACGCAGUCAUCGCUCAGCCCAAGAAGGUCCGAGGCGUCGGCUUCGGAGACAUUUUCCGGGAAGGGUCGGUCAAGCUAAAGGUCCGGCUGCCGAGCCCCGAAACGGAGGAGAGGAAGGAGAGACCAAUCCCAUCAUUACCAUCCGCUGCAAAGCCCGCCCAUCCCAACAUGACAGACUCGCAGAGAGCAGACGGAGACGGCAAAGCCAAAGCAAAAGAGUACUGUAAGGUCAAGUUUGCUUUCGAGGCGACUAAUGAGGACGAGCUGACUUUCAAGGAGGGCGAUAUCCUCCACAUCCUUAGCAAGGACACAGGAGAGCCCGGCUGGUGGCGAGGGGAGAUCGGGGGCAGAGAUGGCGUCUUCCCGGACAACUUUGUAGACCUGGUGUCUGAAGCAGAGAAAGAGAUGCCCACGUCGAGAGGCUCGGUGAGAUCGUCUUCCAAGCAGGACUCAGAAGAGAAGCCGAAGAAGCCACCUCCACCGUCAAAGAGCAUAGCUCCCAGGCCGGAGGUUCCCAGCGCCGACAAGAAGCCUCACCCCGUCAGGCCCGAGGACCGAGUUGACAGGCCCGUGCCAGAUCACAGACCAUCCAAGCCCGCGGCGCCAGUGGUCCCGCCCAAGAAGCCGGUGCCCCCUCCCGGGAAAGGCAGGCCGGGAGGUUUCCUCCCGAAGAGGCCGGACAAGCCUCUCACUCCCUCGCCGAACCUCAAGCACAAUGGAGAGGGGCCUCCCGCACGACCAAAGUCCGACUUGGAGCCGUUAUUGCCCACCAAGCCCAAAACGCUGUCUGGGGACUGGGGGGAGAAGUCCUCGGAUAUGGAUCUGAUGAGUUUUGACGAGUUGUCGUCUACCUCGGAGAAGCUCUCUCACCCCACUGCUAACAGACCAAAGAUGCCUGGCAGGAGGCUGCCCGCCCAGUUUGGCGGAGGACAAUCGCCCACCAAGGAGCUGAGCGUGGAGAAGUCCUUCAGGUUCGAUGAGGAGGAUGCUGCUGCCAAACCAAAGCUGACUGAAACCAGAAAGCCUUCCACAAACUCCUUAUCCCAGUCACCGGCACCCCUCCGGCCCGCCGAGGCCAAGCCGAGCCCCGAGAGCAGCAGGGCCCGGCUGGAGCCCGACGAGGCCAACGCCCAGCUGGACGAGCUGCGCAGCCAGAUGAAGGAGCUGCUGAUGUCCGUGGAGCUGCUCAAGGCCCAGCAAAUGAAAGAGAUAGCGGAGCUACGAGGAGAGCUGGAUGAGGAGAGGCUGAAGCGUGUGGCUCUGCAGGUAACAUUGAUCGCCAUAGCAACACGCGCUGGGCUGUCGACAUGCGUCACUCAUUAGUUGAGCCCAGUAUUGAUAAGAAAAAGAAGAAAGGCAAUGACUGGAAUGCACAUUGAACGUAAUGCAAUGUGCCCACAGUGGUGAGAGUGAUUGACAGGUGGCCAAAGACACGGUAGCUUAGCAUUACACGCCCAGGGUGAGCGUCCCUGGUUCAGUGCUCACACCUUCCCUAACGGUGUCUUCGUAGCAAUCAUAGUUCUCAACCUUAUCACCUGACGAGUUGUCAUGGAAAUAUCUGGAUUUUUGUCUUCGUAAGUCGAACCAAGUUUCUUUUUCAACAAAUUUAUAAAAAAUAAAAAAAUCUAUGGAUAUAAAUCCAGCUUCCUUUUUAAUUUUGUGUGAGUCCCUCAAUUUCGGGCAUCUGCUGAUGACGAUCUUAUGAAGCCUUUGAACGCACCAGAAAAGAUUCUCUACCAGGUGUCCCCCUACGUCAAGAAUUAACUUGAAUAAAAUCCGAAUAAGACAUUUUUAUUCAGCAGUUGGUACAAGUAAACUAUCAGUAGUUCAAAUUAGAUCAUGUGUAAAAUAUGACCCAUUUUACAAAACCCUGAAGACAGUUGUAAGGUAGUAAAGCAACACUGUUACACCUUAACUAACCACGUUAGUGUUUCAUUACAGCUUCUGUUACAUUUAUCACAAGGAACCUCCAGACAAUGUUUUCGUUUAUAGUUUUUAAACAUUUUGAUGUAAGCCAGGUCAGCUAUGGAGUCACCUUCGUGGCCCCUGGAGAGUCUGCCGGGACCUGGCCAAUUAGACAGCGGUGGACACGAACCCCGGCCCCUUCCGGCAUCGCACCAAUACUAUGACAUCACAGGGGGAGGGAGCCCCCUGCUGAGAGCUCCAGGGACACACACACACACACAGCUGCAGAUUAGUCUCGCCCAUACGGUUAACUUCUACUGCCACAGAUGUGUAGGAAGAGAUGCCAACCAGGGAAAGACGAAGAGGAUGAAAACAAAGGAGAGAUUGACAUCAUGUCGGGGUUCCCCUUCCACAGGGAAUCAUCUUGAAUAUGAAGUGACAACCACAGAUGAUUAGACUAGCAUGAAGUAAAACUAAAUCCAUUCAUAUGGAUUUUGGUAUUUUUAUUUAUUUUUGUUUGGACAAAGCCACGCUAACUUUCCUCUCCUCGUUUCCGAUCUUCGUGCUAAGCUAAGCUAACGGUUUACCGUGUGUGUGUGUGUGUGUCAUUCUGUCCUCGCAGAUGGAGAUAGACAAACUCAAGCGGACUGUCCACUCAACGUGAAGCCAGCGUCCUGAUCUACGGCUUCGAGGUCGUCCUCCGGCCUGUCGGACUAACCGGGAGGGGGGGGGGGGGGGUGAACCACCUCGAGCACAAUCCUUCUUUUUUCUUUUCUCUUUUCUUCUCAGUGACAUACAGAAAUAAAUCUCCACAUAUCUGUAAGAUUUACACUUUUGCACAUAUAAAAACAUUAUUAAGCUGUAAUUAAGUUACAAAUGUAUGUUUUUUUCUUUCCCUAUUUUUUGUUUUUUUUCCUGUGUUUUUUUGCCAACAAAAGAAAAACAACAGAGGCCUUACUUUAACUCUCCCCAUCACUCCAUGUUCCUUGAACCCCUCAGGGAGGAGGUUCGCUCUCAGUACUACUGACUAAAGCAGGGGAGCACUUGUUUUCCUCGCCUUCUUUUUCUUUUUUUAAUGAUGCACAAAUUGAAAAGAAUAUGUUUGAAUCAGUUAGCAUCUUCUGACUCAUCAUAGUGAAUGAUUUCUUUCCUCUUUUCACAGAGAGAGCUCUGCUUUCUUUUUUUAUUCUUUUCCAACAUUCCUACCCAGGGUAACACUACCGUGCCUGUUUUUAAAAGAAUAAGAAAGAAAAAACAGAAUGAUAUUAUUAUGUUUAUAACGCGAGUAUGUAUGUGUGUAUGUAUGUAUGUAUGUAUG